Doryrhamphus excisus (bluestripe pipefish) is the source of this 2340-nucleotide messenger RNA. RefSeq names its product chondroadherin-like a (gene chadla). Gene Ontology annotation, biological process: toll-like receptor signaling pathway; immune response. The record is from RefSeq and is a predicted model, not a curated record. NCBI's taxonomy places the organism in Eukaryota, Metazoa, Chordata, Actinopteri, Syngnathiformes, Syngnathidae. Gene Ontology annotation, molecular function: transmembrane signaling receptor activity; protein binding. Gene Ontology annotation, cellular component: plasma membrane.
AUGCAUCUCCCGCCUGCUGCCGUCUUCCUGGGAACCUUUGCGCUGAUAUGGAACGUGGAAGCAAAGAAAUGUCCUCCAGCGUGCAGCUGCGACAACGCCAAGCUCACGGUAGCCUGCGUCGGCAAGAACCUGACUGAAGUUCCGUCAGCUCUUGACGAGAUCACAGUCAAGCUAGACCUGAAGAACAACAACCUGGGGGCGCUGCCAAGAGGCGCCUUCACGCGCACCCCGUACCUCACCCACCUCAACCUGCAGCGGUGCAACAUUGUCAAGGUGAAGGAGGGGGCUUUCCGCAUGCUGGGCCGCGUGGUCUCCCUGAACCUGGCCUACAACAAAAUCGACAUCCUUUACCAGGAAUCCUUUGACGGACUCUCCUCCUUGAAGGAGCUUCAUCUGGACCACAACCGUGUGGAGGAGAUCCAACCAGGAGCGUUCAUGCAACUGGGCUCGCUCAACAUGCUGGCUCUCAACCACAACCAGCUGGUCUACAUCCCCAACAUGGCCUUCCAGGGUCUACAAAACAUCAAGUGGCUUCGACUCAGCCAUAACUCCAUCAACAACUUGGCACCUGAGGCGUUCGCAAGCUUGUUCACCCUCACUCGCCUCAGUCUGGACCACAAUGAACUGCAGUUCUUCCCCACGCAGGCCAUGACCAGACCUCGUGAGGUGACACGCCUGGAAAUGAGCCACAAUCCCAUGAUCUACCUCGGCGAAGAGUCCGUCUCCAUGGCGAAGCUCACACACUUGUACCUGGAUCACAUGUCCCUCCAAGACCUAUCAGAGCAGGCCUUGUCCCAAGCCCCCAUGCUCUCCCACCUGGACCUGAGCCACAACCAGCUGCAUUACCUGGACCCGCUGUCGGGCCCCAAGAACCUCGUCAGCCUCAACCUCACUGCCAACCCCAUCUACUGCAGCUGCUACAUGCGACCCUUAAAGAACUGGGCCAGCCGUGGGGGCGUCAAACUGCUGGGAGCCUGCGCCGGACCCCCUCAUCUGUCCGACGAGCCGCUGCGAGCCGUGGCCGCCGCGGACAUGCGCUGCCGCAGCAGGGCUGACCACCUGAAGGACGACUUUGAGGAAGAGGAGCAGGAGGAGGAGAAGGCGCCCGCCGUCAGCAGCGCCCCCACCGCCAAGCCCCAACAGAAGGGCAAAUGUCCGCUUAACUGCCACUGUCAUAUGGAAGCCCAGCAUGCUACAUGUGAGAAUGGAGGUCACACCAAAGUACCCCGAGGCUUCCCCGCCAAAACGCAACUCCUGGACCUCCGCAGCAACCACUUCCACUACCUUCCCACCAACAGUUUCCCCGGCACCGGUCACGUUAUAUCCCUACAUUUGGAAUUCUGCAAAAUCCACGAAAUAUCAGGAGGUGCCUUUCGGGGUAUGAAAAACCUGUUUUACUUGUAUCUCUCUGACAAUGACCUCACAUCCUUGGAUCCUGAAGCCUUCUCCGGAGCCCCCGAGCUCAGCUACCUGCACCUGGAGGGGAAUCGUUUGGCACAGUUUCCUGGAUCAGCUAUGAGACUCUUACCAAGUCUGUUUGUACUCCAUCUGGAACGAAAUGCCAUCUCAAAACUGGAGCCCGCCGGUCUGCUGUCCUCAGUAACCCCCAAACUACGGGAGCUUUAUUUAACCAAUAACACCAUUCGCACAAUCGCAAAAGGCGCUUUGGACUCCACCUUGCUUGGUAAACUCCACCUGGAUGCUAAUCAGCUGACCAGUCUUCCAACUGCCGCUAUAUCCAACGCCCCCAAUCUGGAGGAGCUCAACCUGUCUCAGAACCGGAUUCUUUCUAUCGGACCCAAUGCGUUCAAGCCGGUUUCCCAGAGUCUAAAGUGGCUGUACAUGGACCAGAUGAAUAUCGAGAAGAUGUCCCAGGACUCUUUAGCGGGGCUUGGUCCGGGACUGAAGGGUCUCACUGUGAAGGGAAACCAGCUGAAGGAGCUUCCUGACUUGAGUUUGCUGACUGGAUUGGAGGUGGUGGACUUGCAAGACAACCCUCUGCUGUGUGACUGCACCGUGUUGCCACUGCGCAGGUGGAUGGACAAUGUGAGCUUGGAGGUGGGUGCUACCUGUGGCCACCCUCCAGACCUCAAAGGUCAGAAAAUCAGGGAUUUAGAUCUUUUUAAAUCUUGUAGUUCUGAAAGCAGCACGAUAUCAGACCGAAAGGGUCUGGUGGCUCCCGCUCAAGUAAAAGUCAAGAAAGCCAAAUUGAACUUUGUGAAGGUCCCUGGAGUGAAAGCUAAACCUGGAAAGAACAACGUGAAGCAGACCAAGCCAACUAAAAAGAAACCUCAAUGGAAACCUGCAGCAGCAGUGACAAAAAAGAAGAAAGUGAUAUAA